AGGUUUGUUCAACUCCGGCUGUCUACUACUAACGGAGUCGCUUUGAAAGAGAUCUUAGGAAGAAAGAAGCAAAAAUGGCGGUCCCGUUGCUUACCAAGAAGGUCGUGAAGAAGAGGUCUGCUAAGUUCAUCAGACCCCAGAGCGACCGUAGAAUCACCGUCAAGGAAAGCUGGAGGAGGCCAAAGGGUAUUGAUUCGAGGGUGAGGAGAAAGUUCAAAGGUGUGACUUUGAUGCCCAAUGUUGGUUACGGAUCUGACAAGAAGACUCGUCACUAUCUUCCCAAUGGGUUCAAGAAAUUCGUUGUUCACAACACAAGUGAGCUCGAGUUGUUGAUGAUGCACAACAGGACUUACUGCGCUGAGAUUGCUCACAACAUUUCCACCAAGAAGAGGAAGGCAAUUGUUGAGAGAGCUGCUCAGCUAGACAUUUGUGUUUCCAACAAGCUUGGUAGGCUCCGUAGCCAAGAAGACGAGUGAAGAAGAUUACGAAGAAACUGAAGCCUACUUUAGUCGUUUCUUCUGUUUUGUUGCAUUUCCAUUUUGUUAUAAGACUAUUUUUAAUUACUGUUGUUUGGAUUGAACAAACAUGAGUUUUGGUUUUACUAGUAUGAAGACAGAACAAGUUAAAAGACGUUUUGGUAAAA
Camelina sativa (false flax) is the source of this 643-nucleotide messenger RNA. Its product is annotated as large ribosomal subunit protein eL32y. Gene Ontology annotation, biological process: translation. The record is from RefSeq and is a predicted model, not a curated record. Gene Ontology annotation, molecular function: structural constituent of ribosome. Gene Ontology annotation, cellular component: ribosome; cytosolic large ribosomal subunit. Lineage: Eukaryota; Viridiplantae; Streptophyta; Magnoliopsida; Brassicales; Brassicaceae.